Staurois parvus is the source of this 306-nucleotide messenger RNA. The record is from the annotation of a GenBank genome assembly. Lineage: Eukaryota; Metazoa; Chordata; Amphibia; Anura; Ranidae.
ACAUCGUGGGAGCGAAGGACAAGGUAGGCGCUGCACCUCCCUGGCGGUAUUCCCGAGUGUAGCUCGGAGUAAAGUUUCAGUACCACUAGCGGUAACCCCGAGUUAAACUCGGGCUUACCAUGCGGCGCUGCUCCGCGAUCCCUCAGUCACUUACCUUGUCCUGCGCUCCCGCGAUGUCCUUUCUGCAGUGUCCCCGGCAAUGUCUUCCGGCGGAUGCUGACAUCUGUCUUCUGGGUUCCGUCCCCUGCGAGCAUCGGGACGUACGGGGGAUGGAACGGUGGAAAAUUUGAAAAUGACAAAAAGUGA